This is a messenger RNA of Fragaria vesca subsp. vesca, 1390 nucleotides long. Its product is annotated as thioredoxin-like protein CDSP32, chloroplastic-like. NCBI's taxonomy places the organism in Eukaryota, Viridiplantae, Streptophyta, Magnoliopsida, Rosales, Rosaceae. The transcript has a single exon. The record is from RefSeq and is a predicted model, not a curated record. Gene Ontology annotation, molecular function: oxidoreductase activity, acting on a sulfur group of donors, disulfide as acceptor. Bases 112 to 1017 code for a protein of 301 amino acids.
GGACUUUAGCCGAUGAAGAUUUCAAGAUAAUUCUCAGUGCUCCAUCAUACUCUUCUCCCCUGUACUUCUCUGUUCCCUCAUAGCUUCAAGCUCCUUCCUAGCUUCAGAUCAAUGGCGACCAUCACAAAUUUCGUAGCCAAACCACCUCUAUCUCUAUCUGAUUCAACCCCAAAAACCAGCUCUCUUUACCGCCACCACCGUUCCUUCUCAUCCUUGGUCACCAAACUCAGACCUCUAGCAACAAAGCUAGAAGCCAAACAAGCCCGCUUCAACCUGACCACAAAGGCCACGGCCGCCCCGAAAACUAAGAAAGUACAAAGCGAUGAAAGAGUAGUACGAGUCCACAGCAUAUCGGAAUUCGAUGAAGCGCUUCAGUCGGCAAAGAACAAGCUCGUGGUGGUCGAAUUCGCCGCCAGCCACAGCGCCAAUAGCAAGAAAAUGUACCCCUUUAUGGUUGAUCUCAGCCGCACGUGCGCCGACGUGGAGUUCCUGUUGGUGAUGGGAGACGAAAACGAGAAGACGAGGGAGUUAUGCAGGAGAGAGAAGAUCGAGAAGGUUCCGCACUUCAGCUUUUACAAGAGCACGGUGAAGAUUCACGAGGAGGAAGGCAUCGACGGGGACCGGCUCGUCGGAGACGUGUUGUAUUACGGGGACAACCACUCGGCGGUGGUGCAGCUGCAUAACAGGGAAGACGUUGAGAAGUUGAUUCAAGAACACAAGGAGGAUCAUAAGCUCAUUGUGCUUGACGUGGGGCUUAAGCAUUGCGGGCCGUGCGUGAAGGUGUAUCCGACGGUGGUGAAGCUGUCGAGGAAGAUGGAGGACACCGUGGUGUUUGCGAGAAUGAACGGAGACGAGAACGAGAGCUGUAUGCAGUUUCUGAAAGACAUGGAGGUGGUGGAGGUGCCGACGUUCUUGUUCAUUAGGGAUGGUGAGAUUUGCGGAAGGUAUGUGGGUUCUGGAAAGGGUGAGCUUAUUGGUGAGAUUCUGAGAUACCAAGGAGUGCGUGUCACUUACUAAGUUUUAGUUUGAAUUAAUUAGCAAAACUACAUCUAUAAAUUAAGUUUGGUCUAUCAUCUAGGAAUUGUGACCAUAUAGAUAAACAGUUUAUGAGAAUUCAAUUUUUCAGUUGAUGUACAAGUGUAGUCUACUGGCUUUGCAUGACAUUACCUUCAGGAUCCUUACCUUCAUGUCCAAAUCCACCUACGUCCAUCAGGGGCUCUUCCAAAAUCCUCCUCUGUAUUCAGGGUCUUGUCCAAAUCAAAAGUCAUAUGCUAUACGAAAAUUAUUAAAAACUGGGUUGAAUAAACAACAAAGACAUCCGAGGAGUAGCCGUCUGUUCUAGAAAAGCAUGGGCUUAUUGAAUUUGUCAGGUAAUAUAAGGAUGUGAACU